AUCAAAUUGUUAAAAAGCUAAUGUCAAAAAAAUGAAACAAAAAAAAAACAUUCAAGUGUUGGUGAUAGCGCUUGUACAAUAGCAUCAGCAAUUUGUGUUCCUGAACUACUUCUACAUUAGGGACGCAUUUACUUCAUAUGCAUCGAAAUUUUGUCGAAAAUCAUUGAUCUAAUCAUGUUGUUUUACUUAAUGCAUUUCAACAAUAUGAAAGAGAAAAGUAUUUUUUUAUGGAAAAAAAAUUUUAUUUCAUCAAAGAACUUGUUUUUUUUUAGAAAUUGUAAUAGUGAACGUGGUGAAAUGGACUAUUGUGAGCGUAAAUGUCUUAAUUUAUCAACAAUGCGAAUGACUUAUGAAGCACGAAAUCAACUUCGUGAUAUAAUGUUAAUGUCAGGUUUUCCUGAAGAAUGUUUAUUAUCUAAAUGA
Messenger RNA from Rotaria sp. Silwood1, 423 nucleotides. NCBI's taxonomy places the organism in Eukaryota, Metazoa, Rotifera, Eurotatoria, Philodinida, Philodinidae. The record is from the annotation of a GenBank genome assembly.